AUGAGAGUGAGCCACCACUCAAACGACACAAAAAUCUUUGAAUUCUACACUAUCCGCAAUUUCGUAGGUGGACGUGGUGUUCAGAUUUAUCGUGACUCCGUUCUGACGUCUCAGACGUCACUAUCGAGUUCAACUCCACCUAGCCCAAGUGCAAACGCUGUUCAAAGUUGGUCCGAUGAUGCACAAUACAUUUCAUCUUCGACUACAAGUGAAACGGUUUGGAUAAUCGGUUUUCUUUUUGUACCAAAAACUGCAACAUUUACAUUUACUUUACAAACGAAUGGAAGUAGCGCUCUAUUUUUAAGUACAAAUGACACACGAGCAAAUCAGGUUAAAAUAGCUGAUUCUAGUAGUCUUGAGUCAAGUGCGAUUAUAUUACAAAACAAUACUAACUAUUACUUCCAAGCUAUUGGUUCACGUUCAGGAGGUGGACUUCAGUUAUCAGUUCAAGCACGAAUGCAUGAAACACUCUUAACCGGAACAACAUCAAGUCUAGUUCAAAAUGAAAUACAAAAUAUUAAUGUUUCAGCAAGUGUUACACCUGCACAUCAGGUUAGACUACAGAAACAUUUGAGAAUUCAUACAUAG
Messenger RNA from Didymodactylos carnosus, 588 nucleotides. The record is from the annotation of a GenBank genome assembly. Lineage: Eukaryota; Metazoa; Rotifera; Eurotatoria; Philodinida; Philodinidae.